Messenger RNA from Fundulus heteroclitus (mummichog), 3521 nucleotides. It is a transcript of the gene pdp1, whose product is annotated as pyruvate dehyrogenase phosphatase catalytic subunit 1. The record is from RefSeq and is a predicted model, not a curated record. Gene Ontology annotation, biological process: protein dephosphorylation. Gene Ontology annotation, molecular function: cation binding; protein serine/threonine phosphatase activity. The transcript is spliced from 9 exons. Lineage: Eukaryota; Metazoa; Chordata; Actinopteri; Cyprinodontiformes; Fundulidae. The coding region runs from base 185 to 1750 and encodes 521 amino acids.
GUAGCUGUGACGUAACGGCGUAGGUCUACGCUCAGCCAAUCAGGCUUCAGUAUGAGGUGCGGCGCUUUGGAGUAACACAGACCGGAGAGGUUGGGUUCAAGUCAUGAACUUAAAUACCUUCUUCACAUCUGUCGGCUAAGGUGUGUGCGCAGCGCUUUGAUUACCUGCCGGCGCAUGGUCAGCCAUGCCUGUUACGUCUCAACUGCUCAGGGGUUUGCCCCGUGCCAAGGGCUUUGCCGCCAGCCUGUUGCCAUGCCAGCACCACCCGUCCCACGUCGGUCCCAUCCCCGCCCCGAGGGGUCAGUCCCACGCCAGGCCCACGCCGCAGGCCGCACGGUGCUACCAGACGUCCUCGGCGCUCCGCAGCUACAACCUGACGCCCCCACAGGUCAACUCCAUUCUGAAAGCCAACGAGUACAGCUUCAAGAUACCGGAGUUUGACGGGAAAAACGUGUCAUCUGUGAUGGGAUUUGAAAGCAACCAGCUUCCGGCCAACGCCCCCAUCGAGGAUCGGCGGAGCGCGGCCACUUGCCUCCAGACACGAGGAAUGCUGCUGGGCGUGUUUGAUGGACACGCCGGCUGUGCCUGCGCCCAGGCUCUGAGUGAGAGGUUGUUUUACUACAUAGCGGUCUCGCUGCUCCCCCAUGACACCCUGUGUGAGCUGGAGGCUGCGGUGGAGGCCGGCAGAGCCCAAAGUCCCAUCCUGCAGUGGCACAAACACCCCAACGACUACUUCAGCCGGGAGGCUCAGAGCCUCUACUUCAACAGCCUGAGGACGUACUGGCAGGAGCUAAUUGACCUAACCAGCCCAGGCGAGGUCCCAGACACCCGUGAAGCCCUGCUGAACGCAUUCAAGCGGCUGGACAACGACAUUUCUCUGGAAGCUCAGGUUGGAGACUCAAACGCGUAUCUGCACUACUGGGUUCUGAGGGUGGCCUUUUCUGGAGCUACGGCCUGCGUGGCUCACAUCGACGGACACGACCUCUACAUAGCCAACGCCGGGGAUGCCCGGGCCGUGUUGGGCGUGCAGGAGGAGGACGGUUCGUUCAGCGCUCACACGCUGUCCAACGACCACAGCGCCCAGAACGAGCAGGAGGUCGCUCGGAUCCGGAGCGAGCACCCUCACUCUGAGAGGAAGACCGUCAUUCGUCAGGACAGGCUGCUCGGCCUGCUCAUGCCGUUCCGGGCGUUCGGCGACGUGAAGUUCAAGUGGAGCAUCGAACUGCAGAAGCGCGUGCUGGAGUCCGGACCCGAUCAGCUCCACGACAACGAGCACACCAAGUUCAUCCCCCCCAACUACCACACGCCGCCCUACCUGACCGCCGAGCCCGAGAUCACGCACCACAGGCUGCGGCCUCAGGACCGCUUCCUGGUGAUCGGCUCAGACGGGCUCUGGGAGACGCUCCACCGGCAGGAAGUGAUCCGCGUCGUCGGCGAGUACCUGACGGGGGUCCACCAGCGCCAGCCGCUCAAAGUGGGCGGCUACAAGGUGACGCUGGGCCAGAUGCAGGGUCUGCUGGAGGAGCGAAAGGCCCGCACGUCCUCGGCCUUCGAGGACCAGAACGCGGCCACGCACCUGAUGCGCCACGCGGUGGGCAACAACGAGUUCGGCACGGUGGACCACGAGCGGCUGUCCAAGAUGCUGUCGCUGCCCGAGGAGCUGGCCAGCAUGUACCGCGACGACAUCACCAUCAUCAUCGCUCAGUUCAAUCCUCACGUGAUCGGAGCGCAGAGACACGACGAGUCCUGAGCCGCUCACACGCUGCUCUCCCGUUUUUCUACCGACUGUUUCAGCCGAUUUAAAAGCCGAGCGCGCGGCUGCACGGACAAACAGGCCUUACAAUAUAUAUCUGUCCAGCAGUUUUUAACUAUUUAUAUGUUAAUGCUGCAGCACAUUUAGGUUUUUUUAUGGUUUUAAAAUUCAAAAAAGGUCAUCAGAUGAAUUUAGUGGGUUGUUUUAUCGCUGCUGGUCUCGUUGGGCAGCCGUUUUCACGCCAUCGGCCACUGUUGAUGACAUCACACGGUCUCACCCUCACAUUCGAGUCAAAUGGGUUCGGCUGGGUUGACGGGACCGACUGAACCAGGCACGGGCCGUCAUGAGUAAAAACGUCAGAUUCCUGGUAUCAAGGUAUUGGCACAAACAUUUAAAACCAAAAUGUUUCACUUGAUUUCAUCACAGAUACGCUGAUCGGACUUUUUCCAUGGCGGAGCCGAUGAGCAACAGCGACAAUUAUUUUUACUGCUGCUAAAAUCGUAUAACUUUAACUCUGACAAUGGUGGUAAUUUAGAGAUUUAAUGAUGGUUUUAAACACACAGAUUUUCUUUGGGCCAAAGGUUUCACCUUUUUUUUGCAUCUCUGCUCUUGAGUAUCGUUAGCUUCUUAAUUAGCGGGGCUGUUAGACACAUUGCUCGUAGCAUGCUAGCUGUAAUUGUAAAACCGGUGUCUUUAUUAUAGGUGAGGAUGUUUAGAAAAGUGUUGUGGCUUUCUUUCAGCCAGCUGACCGGCAUUAGCAGCAGCACUCCGCUAUCUCAAGCCUCUUACAGUCCUGUGGUCACUCCAGCACCUUCUCUGUCAUCUGAUCAGGACUUUAAAUCAGACCUUUAGGUUCUCGGGCUGCCUUGAUACCAGUCACCGGUCCGUGCCUGUUUCACCGGUUUAAAGCACCUUUUUUUUUUUUCUCUACUCCUGUUCUCGUCUCAAGGCUCCGUCUAGAUCGGCUUUUGAGGGCAGGGAGGCUGUUACGAAGACCUUUGGAGACGUUUUAGUCCACGUAGCUUGUUGUACAUAUUUAGCGCUGCAGCUGUCCAGCAGGACGGCUGAUUUCCAGCCUCACGAGGAUCCUGUGAGCUUUUUCCUUUUUAAUCUGAUGGGUCACAGCUUUAGCAUCGCAACCUCGGAGAUGUUACACAGAAAUACUUAAAUGGUUUUGCCAUGCAGUAGUCUUACAGUUUAUAAUCACAUGUUGAUAUUCACGUAAAAUGAAGGAGUAAAGUUGCAAAUUAUCUUAUUAUUCAUCUGAAAUCCAUAACUGCAGCUUCAUUUAGUCAGACUUGCUUCUCUUUUGUUUUUGUUUUUUUUUACGGCUCUGCUUAGUGAUGCACCAAUGAGAGGAGCCGUUUCCCUGCGUGAUGUAAGAGCACUUAGGCUGAAUGGACAGAGUCGGUCCAUCAGCCUCCGAACUCUAAAGCUGCUUCUCUAAACACGGCGGUCAAGAAGCGGCGUUUGUCUUUCUUUUCUGUCUGACAGGUCAUUACCAGUUUGUUUUGAUCCCGGUUUGUUUGAAUUCUUCCCCUCGGAGGUAAAGCAGAGCUGUUUUCCUCCUCCUUGUGUAUCGAGGGUCACAGCCGUGUACAAAACGAGUAUUUAAAGCCGGACGUGUGCUUUUUUUAAAAGGAGGCUGUUUCAACAUAAAAUAUUUAUUCUGCCUCAGCAGUAUGUUACACAUCUUUUCUGUUGUAUGUAUAAAUUGUAAGUUAUGGGGGUUGAGUUUUGUAUGUGGAAUAAAAAUGCUGAACAGGCA